This is a messenger RNA of Eupeodes corollae, 3101 nucleotides long. RefSeq names its product zinc finger imprinted 2. NCBI's taxonomy places the organism in Eukaryota, Metazoa, Arthropoda, Insecta, Diptera, Syrphidae. The record is from RefSeq and is a predicted model, not a curated record. The coding region runs from base 230 to 2707 and encodes 825 amino acids. The transcript has 8 exons. Gene Ontology annotation, biological process: regulation of DNA-templated transcription. Gene Ontology annotation, molecular function: RNA polymerase II cis-regulatory region sequence-specific DNA binding; DNA-binding transcription factor activity, RNA polymerase II-specific.
UUUUAUAUACAAGCUGUCAUCACAAUACUUUGUGUUGUCAAUUUGUUCGAUUUGCUCAUAAAUUGUUUUUAAUUUGUUUGCGUUUUGCAUUAUUUUUAAAAUAAGACAAAUUAAUAAACACACAACAUUUCAAUUGAAAUAGAAAAUCACAAAACACAAAUUACCAAAACUAUGCUCAUAAUUAUUGUCUGCAACAUUUGCCUAACGUUUAAUUAAAAAACCUUCAAAAAUGGAGGAACACAUCAAUCCCACGAUUCUUGAUAAUUUUGAAAACAAUUGCGAAAGUAUGGAUAUCAAGAGAACAAACCAACAAGGGGUUCUGAGGGGUGUUGUCGAUAGUGGGAAUCUACAAUUCAUGAACAUCCAUAGCCGAGAUCAAGAAUUCAUAGACCAUACUCUCCUUGGGCCGGAGUAUAUUGGCAAUACCAUAUCAAAUAGUUUCAUGAUUGACCUGAUGGACGAGGAACAGCAUGAUCCUUCUGUCCAGGCAUCUGCUGACUGUCCAAUAGCAUCCUUGGGCUCGAAUGAAGCGUUUCCCUCUGAAGCACAACUGCAUACAAUACUCCAAUUUGUCAAUAGACAGGGUCACGUCAGGAAUCAACCAGGCAUAAAUAUCGUGGAGAGUUCAAAUGAUCAUCUUAUUCAUCACAGCGACAAAGACAUCAUUGAGUCUGAGUUCCUGGCAAUACAUGGCAACUUGUUGAAUGAUCAGAAUUUCAAACUAUUUUGUAGCCAGCAAAUCAUCCCAAUCCAAGAAGGUCUGGGCUCGGAUUUAAAUGUGCCUCCACUCCAAAGUCUGCCAGCAACAUCAUCACUUCCCACAACAACUACAUGGCUUAAAAAAGAGACCUACAAAGAUCCCCCCCAAGAGACACCUGAUUUGAUGGGUGGACCGUUGGGGGCGACAGCCAAGAAAGUUCUUCCACACAAGAAACGAAUUUCCAAGAAGUUAAAAAAUCUCGAUAAAGAUGAGGUUGCCAAUUUUGACAUGGCUAUUAGCCCAGAAAGUCCUCCUCGGAUAAAUCGAUUUGUGGUAUCCAAUGGGUCACAUUAUGAAUGCGAGUUAUGCGGGGCUGUUUCUGAAACGCAAGUACAAUUCUUCUCCCACCUAAAAGGUCACUACGAACCUAGCAGCAUUGUAAAAGAGACUGAGUGCCCAAUGCAGAGAAUCCCAACCACUUCCAUUAUUGCCGUUGUGGACGAACCAGUACUCAAAGAAACUGAAUCACCAUCAACUGCUGUUGUCCAGGAUCAUCAGGUCUUCAAUGAAGUUGAGCUGAACUUUGAUAAUUUCAACGAAGUAGUCGAGCUAACUGCCCAAGAGCAUCACCAUCAGCAACACCACGAAAACGCUCCCAGUUCAACUGAUAUGAAAAUUCUAGACUCAAAUUCCAUCGAAGAGUGCAUGGAGUAUGUUGUGCAAGCACAAGAACCUACACAAGUUGUGUGUAAUGUUCACGAAGAGGUUGAAUUCAGCGAUACUGAGGACAUGUUGGAGGGCAUCCGGGGUGUCGUGGAUAAGGUUUCGAUUGAUGAUACUUCCAACGAUCUUGACAUGCAUCCAAGGGACAUUUCCAAAGAAUCUUGGUUCACAAAUAAUGCAUUCAAUGGCAUUCCGUUCAAAGAAGAAAUUAUCACCAAUGAGGACUUUGAAAGACGUACGGAUCUCAUGCAAAUGGCAACAACCCACGAAACCGCAGACGAUCAUAAGACGCCUAUUAACUCCCCUUCUGAAUUUAAAGAUGAAGAUUUCAAUGACAAUACUCAUGAAGGUGGAAGCUCUGAGCUAAAUGAUUCCAUAAAUGUUCAGGAAAAUGCAAAUGUUAAGCGCAGAGGUCGCCCUCGAAGUACUGCUGUAAAGAAGCCUCCCAAAGUCCCACACACCGACGAUGACGAUGAAAGCUCACAAGAGUUCCCAGACAACAAUAAACGACGGUAUAUCUGCACAAAGUGCAAUCGAGAAUUCAACUCCUGCAAUGCCCUGAAGUAUCACAAUCUAUCACACACCGGGGAACGGCCUCACCAGUGUGAAGUCUGUGGAAAGUCAUUCUACGCGCAAAGUGCCCUAAAAUCACACAUGCGAUUGCACACUGGCGACAAGCCGUACGAAUGCGAACAGUGCCAUCGUAAAUUUAGGCAGUGGAGCGAUUUGAAAUACCACAUCGUCUCUAUUCAUUCCGAUGUCAAGAAUUACACCUGUGAGUUCUGCGGCAAGUCCUUCUCGCGGAAAUAUUCGCUGGUCAUACACCGACGGAUCCAUACGAGUGAACGGAAUUACAAGUGCGAGUUCUGUCCGAAGUCGUUCCGGGCAAGUUCAUACUUGCAGAAUCAUCGUAAAAUUCACACCGGUGAAAAACCAUACACAUGCGAAACGUGUGGCAAAAAGUUUCGAGUGGGUGGGGACUUACGAAGGCAUUUCAAGACCCAUGAGCGUAAAGCACAAACUGAUUUAAAAAACACAAACUCAAACCCUAACGUCGAAGUGCCUGUGACUGUGCAAUCAAAAAAUCCUAAUGUAAACAAAUUAAAUGAAAUGGUCGACGAUAUCAAAAAUGAUGUUCUCUUGAAAAUAGAGUACCAAAAGGAGAGUAAAGAUGACUUGUUAUUUCUGGAUAAGAUGGCAAGCAAAAUAAAUCAUCUAUUUAAGACUGAAGAAGAUUUUGUAAAUGAAGAUUUAGGGAACUCAGACCUCUCGUUUGCAACUUAGUUUUAUUUUAACUACAUAUAUACUGUACAUAUUUUAUUUUAAUUUAUAUAUAUUAAUUAAUUUCUGGAAAAAUGAGAACCUUACUUAGCUUAAUACAACUAAAACAUUACUCCUUUAAAUUUAUCAUAUAUUUAAAAUAGCUGCCUGGAAAUAGUAUAUUAUUUUUGUUUCUAAUUUAAAUACAAUUCUCUAUUAUUCGGAUCCUGUAUCAAAAAAACCAAAGAAAAUAUUAAAUAAUUGAAUUCAGUUUUAUAUUCAAUAUAGUCUCGUUGUUCUCGUGAGCUCAACUAAAACCUAUCAACUGUGUAUCUAAACCUUUUUAUGAAUUAUUCCUUAAUUAUUCUGUUAAUAUUUUGUAAUUAUUUUCCGUUAAGUUGCAAUAAAGUUCAAAAUA